Liolophura sinensis is the source of this 764-nucleotide messenger RNA. RefSeq names its product multiple epidermal growth factor-like domains protein 10. The coding region runs from base 82 to 579 and encodes 165 amino acids. The transcript has 4 exons. NCBI's taxonomy places the organism in Eukaryota, Metazoa, Mollusca, Polyplacophora, Chitonida, Chitonidae. The record is from RefSeq and is a predicted model, not a curated record. Gene Ontology annotation, molecular function: scavenger receptor activity.
UGUGGGUUCUGUGCUGAGGGGAAGAACCUUUGUAACACAACAUCCGGGCACUGUCCGGACAGACCUAACUUAUCACGGUGCAUGCCGGGACACAAGGGAAUCAAAUGUGAUACAGCAUGUACCGACGGACAAUGGGACGCGGACUGCCGAACGCCGUGUGGUUUCUGUUACAACGGGACUGUGUGUAACAAGACGUCAGGAAAAUGUCCCUUUACUGAGGGGAAUCCCCUCUGUUCAGCUGGUUACAGGUACACAGACACAACGUGUCGUAUACCAUGUGCCGACCGACAAUGGGGCGUCAACUGCCAAACGCCGUGUGGUUUCUGUUAUAACGGGACUGUGUGUAACAAGACGUCAGGGGAAUGUUCCGUUACUGAGGGGAAUCUCCCGUGUUCACCUGGUUACAGGUACACAGACACAACGUGUCGUACACCCUGCGAGAACGGGACAUGGGGAGAUAACUGUUCCGUGGACUGCAGCGAGAAUUGUAAAUCAGGAGGUUGUGAUUUCGUUACUGGAGCAUGUCUGGGCGUGUGUCAACUCGGCUUUACAGGGCACAGAUGUGAGACAGGUGUGUAAAGUUUGUCUGCAAUAGAGAUCAUAGAAUUAUUUGAGAGUCUCCGGAUUUACACGUAAGAUGUAUGACAGAUCCUGUAGAAUUAUUGUUAGAAUGGUUUUACUUUCAUAUUUUACUGAUGCAAGGAUGUGAUGUUUUGUUGUGAGACAACAGUCGUUGGAAUGUCUACAUUUGAAUGAUUUAGUGA